GCUGAUAACUCGUUGACUAAGGUAAAAAAUACCUGAAAAAAAUUAUCGGCAAUUAGCACUUGUGCAAAUUAUCGAUAAUUUGCACUUGAGCAAAAUUAUCGCUGUAAUUCGCUUCCUGUUGGUCCAAAAUUGCCAGACGCCUCUGUAUUUUCGCCUGAAUAUUACCUGAAGAAAAUUUUCUUUAAAAAAAAAAACAGAUUUUUAGGUUGCCAUCUUAUUUUGCAACUAAAUGCAGCACAGGGGGUAACCAAAUUGAUAUUUUAUUGGCCUUUUACUCAAGCUAAAUUCACCAAAAUGUUAAACCGCCACAUGACCGCCACGGAUGCGGGGAUUAAAAUUCACUAAUGCCAAUGGCAAACCACAGCUUCCCAGACCCUGUUCAAUUUAGCCACACUCGGAUUAUGUGUUUUUUCAUUAAUAAACUCAAGAAAAAUUUACCUCGAAUAAAAUUAUUUUCUGGAUCUGGAUUCCUUGUGGCAUCUGAAGAAAAAUUCUUUCCCAAAAAAAAUGGAAAUGAAAAAGUAUGUUGACAUUGCACAUGAUUAGUUUUACUUGGGACUGAGACUGAAACGGUUUUUGACAGGUUUUUUGGAUAAUUUUUAAGAAAUGAUAGAUUUUUCCUAAGAAUAAACAUUUUCAAAUGUUGAGUUCGAACUUAUUUUUGUUUUGUGUUGCCAGCAAUGCCAGCUGUUUGUUGUUUGUUUUUGCUUGGUUUUUGCUUACAUUUUUGAAAAAAGUUAGGUUAGGGUUGGUACGUUGGUAGGCUUCUUACGGAAGAUAAAUUUUUGACUGGCUUUUGCUCCACCAAACCCAAACAGCUGAUAUUUCAUUCAGUGAAAUUCAGUCAGUGCCCAGUGGUAGGGUAGGAUUGGUAACUGAACUGCUUACAACAACAAUACAAAGGUACUCAAGACUGAUGACAACACCAAAACUAUUUAAGUACAGACCUAAGGAAUUGCUGUCUCAUUUUCUUCAAAUUGUGGAAGCAUUUUAAAAGAAAAUGUGUAUCCUAUUUCUACACACCAACCCUGAUCCGAAGGAGGACGAGUACAGGCUGAUUGUGGCCACUAACCGAGAUGAAUAUCUUAAACGACCUGCUAAAACUGCUUAUCAAUGUCCGAAGACUAGUAUUAUAUCUGGUCGUGAUAUGGAACCAGGAAGAGAAUAUGGUGGUUGGUUAGGUUUCGUAGCGAAAAAAUUCCCAGAAAAUGGAACCCCAUCUAAAUAUUGCUUUAGUUGUCUAACUAACUUAUCAGGAGGCGAAAAACUACCAAACGCAAAUGGCAGAGGAUUUCUUGUAAUGAACUAUCUAGAAGGACAAGCAAAUUUCCCAGAAUAUAUUAGAGCACUCAGGAAAGAUAAACAUGUUUUUGGUGGAUUUAAUUUGAUUGGCGUUGAAUUAAGUAAAGAUGGUACCACUAAAACAUACCACACAAGCAACCAGCCACAAAUCGAUUCGGAAUAUACGGGCAAACAUACAUUGGGUUUCGGAAAUAGUACCAUUGAUAGUCCGUAUAUGAAGGUUUUGAAUGGAAGAGCGAGUUUUUUGAGAAUAAUCGAAAAAGGACUGAAGAAGGAAGAAUUGAAAGAGGAACUAAUAGCAUUGUUAAAAGAUAAAACCAAGCACUUACCUGAUUUCGAACUAGCUAGAAGAACCAAUAGUCCAAAAGCUUUAGAAGCAUUAUCAAGUAUAUUUGUCGAACCUUCACCUGAAUAUGGAACCAGAACACACACAAUAGUCUUAGUGGACAAAAAUUGGAAUGCCGAAUUCACAGAAAUAACCCUAGAAGACCCAAUUUCGGUUGAAAAUCCAGAAUGGACCACUACAGUCAUCAGUGCCAGUUUGUAGCUUUAAAAUAAAGAGAAUUAACUACUCCAAACCAAACCUCAGGUCGCAUUAUCUUAAAAAAUAUAAAUCCAUUGUUAUACGUAUUGUGUAUUUAUUAAAUAAUUUAAUUUAGCCAAAAGAGCAUUGUAUUUUUAUAAAAAUAAAUGUUAUAUUCUGUUGUUUCUCUGUUAAAUUUGAUUGUGGUUACAAUAAAUUAUUAAAACAAAUGUCUAGAAUAAAUAAUCAUUUAUUUUUUUUAUGUAA
Ceutorhynchus assimilis (cabbage seed weevil) is the source of this 2092-nucleotide messenger RNA. NCBI's taxonomy places the organism in Eukaryota, Metazoa, Arthropoda, Insecta, Coleoptera, Curculionidae. The record is from the annotation of a GenBank genome assembly.